Molecule: messenger RNA, 930 nt
Organism: Lentinula edodes (shiitake mushroom)
Lineage: Eukaryota; Fungi; Basidiomycota; Agaricomycetes; Agaricales; Omphalotaceae
Product: Pkinase-domain-containing protein
Exons: 2
Coding region: 1-930 (309 amino acids)
Biological process (GO): protein phosphorylation
Molecular function (GO): protein kinase activity; ATP binding
Source: RefSeq, a predicted model, not a curated record
AUGGCUCAGCCCUCUGUUCACCAACUCUACAAGCGCUUAGAGACUAUCGGAAAAGGCGCUUAUGGAUCUGUUUCCAAAGGAGUCCAUAUACCUAGCGGAAACUUUGUCGCUCUUAAGAUCAUAAAUCUCGACACCGCGGACGAUGAUGUCGACGAUAUACAACGCGAAGUCGCUUUACUCACUCAGCUCAGAGAUGCUCCAAAUAUCACUAAAUACUAUGGCUGCUACAUGGACGGUCCUAGGGUUUGGAUUGUAAUGGAACUUGCGCAAGGAGGAAGCGUGUUGUCGUUAAUGAAGGCUUCGAGGGACGGCUGUUUGGAAGAAAAGUUUAUAUCCGUAAUCAUUCGAGAAGUUUUGGUUGGCCUCAGCUACCUACACAAGGUUCCCGUCAUCCACAGAGACAUGAAAGCUGCCAACAUACUCGUCACCGCUGUAGGGAAAGUGAUGAUUUGUGACUUUGGUGUUUCUGCAUUGCUUGCUACUGCGUCGAGUAAGCGAAAUACUCUGACCGGGACUCCCUAUUGGAUGGCGCCGGAGGUCGUCCAGGCUGUACCAGCAUACGACACCAAAGCUGAUAUUUGGAGCUUGGGCAUCAUGAUAUAUGAGAUGGCCAAAGGAACUCCGCCGCAUUCUAAUCUUGACAAGUUCAAAGUCAUGGACCUGAUCCCAAGGGCAAAACCACCACGUCUCACUGACGCCGAGGCCGGGAAGGAUAUGCGCGACUUCAUGUCGUUUUGUUUGAAAGAAGCGCCAAUUGAACGUCUUCCUGCAGACGAGCUACUGAAGACGAAAUGGGUCAAAUCAAUCGCCAAAGUUCCAGUAUCGAUUUUGCAGGAGUUGGUCCGACGGUUACAACAAGCUGGACCUCGAGACAGUCUGGCAGGCCCUUUGGAUUGGGAAGUGGAAGAGUGUGUUUUGUUUUUACCGUAG